CCCAUGUCACCGGAUUAAGUCCUGCUGUUAUUCAUGUACUGUUCAAUGGGGACCCUGAAAUGGCAACAAUUGUUGUCGAGGACUGUCCUGAUCUGCACAUCAGGAGUAUUAUAACAAUGCUUGAACUUGAAGAACUUACUCAGGAACAGAAGGACACAGUGUCAGAUCUUUCCCUGUCUUGGGAUCUCCCAGCAGUCACUAAAACGAAUCAGAGGUGGCUACAUAACAAACUUCUAGUACACGCGGUCAUCGGGAGGACCAUGCGCCAAAUUAAACAGUUGAGAAAGGGAUUGAAAGAUGUGAUGCUAUGGCCCCUGCUGACAUCAAGGCCAGAUGUUGUCCCACUUCUUUUUCUGAAAAUGGCAGGAAUGCAGUUUGUACCCCAGAUGUUCCUAGACAAAAUCACAUGGCCUGUGGAGGACAGUGAUGAUGAAGAACUUGACAUUGAGUGCAAGUGCCGCAUCACUGGUUUUCUACGGAUGUUCAUUGAAACAGCUUCAUCAGAUACUCUGGCUCAGUUGCUGAAGUUCUGGGUCGGCUGGGAAAUGCUCCCUCCAGAACUCAAAGUGGAGUUUUCCGGGGGAACCUUCCCAUCAUCCUCCACAUGCUUUGAAACACUGAAGCUGCCAGCUCAUUACAACACCUACAAAGACUUUGAGGAAGCACUUGUUGCUGCCAUAGACAGUGCACACACUGGAUUUGCUCUUGUUUAAGUAUUUUCAGGCAAUGAUGUUGCUGUGCUUUUAUUCAGUAGAAAAAGGUCAAUUUGAGUGAAGUGAGUUCAGUGUUUUUCUAACAUUUCAAAUACAGUGCAGUAUUUUCUUUCCCUGAAAAUGACACUGCUUUGUUGUUGCUCUUCUGUCAACUGUUUGAUACUUCAGUGUGCAUCACCUUGCUGUCCUUGCCUGUUGUCAUUGGCUACAUGAGGUUGUUGAAAUAUCUCUUGAUGCUAGAAAAAUUGGUUUUAUUUGCAUUAAAACAGCAUAUUAUUAUUUCAGAUUUUUAUUGACAAAUCAAGUUAACUAAUUCAUGAGUGACAUUUGCACAAUAAAUAAAAUAAAAGGCCUGCUUAA
This is a messenger RNA of Labrus bergylta (ballan wrasse), 1073 nucleotides long. The record is from RefSeq and is a predicted model, not a curated record. NCBI's taxonomy places the organism in Eukaryota, Metazoa, Chordata, Actinopteri, Labriformes, Labridae.